CGAGCGCAGCGUCCCGGGAGGAGGGAACCCCGGGGCCGUCGCCUCUGCCGCGUGCUCAGCCUGUCCCCGCCCAGGGAACCGGAGCCUCCCCUGACUCCGCCCGCCGCCCGCGGGCUCCCGCUUCCGUCCCGGACUGAGCCUGCGGCCGCGCAGGUUCCGAAGGAUGACUGACGCGGGUCUGCGCGAUAGCCCUCACUGCUGCUGUCAGUCCGGAGCGAUAAGGACCUGGCGCGUCUAGCCCCGGCUCACUAGGCGCUCUGGCGCAGCGGACUCCAGCGCCGCUUCCCACGGGCUCUGCCGGCCGCAGGCACCCACAGUGCUCGGCCGCGGGGCUCCGGGCGCAGGCAGUGGAGCGGCCGCAGCACGCGCGCCGCCCCGGGCCAUGAAGUAGCGGCGGCCGCCGAGCCCAGCCCGACUGUCCGCCCCACCGCCCGUUCCUCCGGGCCCCGCGGACAUGGCCGGUCGCACCCGCAGCCUGCUGCUGCUCCUGCUGGUCCUGCACAGCGGCUGCCUGGCGUUCCGAAGCCCGCUGUCUGUUUUUAAGAGGUUUAAGGAAACUACCAGAUCAUUUUCCAAUGAAUGCCUUGGUACCACCAGAGCAGUAACUCCUAUUGAUUCAUCAGAUUUUGCAUUGGAUAUUCGAAUGCCAGGGGUUACACCAAAACAGUCGGACACAUACUUCUGCAUGUCCAUGCGUUUGCCUGUGGAUGAGGAAGCCUUUGUGAUUGACUUCAAGCCUCGUGCCAGCAUGGAUACUGUCCAUCAUAUGUUACUUUUUGGAUGCAAUAUGCCUUCGUCCACUGGAAGUUACUGGUUUUGUGAUGAAGGAACGUGUACAGACAAAGCCAAUAUUCUCUAUGCCUGGGCAAGAAAUGCUCCCCCAACCAGGCUCCCCAAAGGUGUCGGAUUCAGAGUUGGAGGAGAAACUGGAAGUAAAUACUUUGUCCUACAAGUUCACUAUGGGGAUAUCAGUGCUUUUCGAGAUAAUCACAAAGACUGCUCUGGUGUGUCCUUACAUCUCACACGUGUGCCACAGCCUUUAAUUGCUGGCAUGUACCUUAUGAUGUCUGUUGACACUGUUAUACCAGCAGGGGAGAAAGUGGUGAAUUCUGAUAUUUCCUGCCAUUAUAAAAUGUAUCCAAUGCAUGUGUUUGCCUAUAGAGUUCACACACACCACUUAGGUAAGGUAGUGAGUGGGUACCGAGUAAGAAAUGGACAGUGGACGCUGAUCGGUCGCCAGAGCCCCCAGCUGCCACAGGCUUUCUACCCCGUGGAACACCCAGUAGAUGUUACUUUUGGUGACAUCCUGGCAGCAAGAUGUGUGUUCACUGGCGAGGGAAGGACAGAGGCCACCCACAUUGGCGGCACAUCUAGUGAUGAAAUGUGCAACUUAUACAUUAUGUAUUACAUGGAAGCCAAGCAUGCAGUUUCCUUCAUGACCUGUACACAGAAUGUGGCUCCAGAUAUGUUCCGAACUAUACCACCAGAAGCCAAUAUUCCAAUUCCUGUGAAGUCUGACAUGGUUAUGAUGCAUGGGCAUCACAAAGAAGCAGAAAACAAAGAGAAGACUAUGUUAAUACCUCAGCCAAAACGGGAGGAGGAAGAGGUAUUAGACCAGGGUGAUUUCUAUUCACUACUUUCCAAGCUGCUAGGAGAAAGGGAAGAUGUUGUUCAUGUGCACAAAUACAAUCCUACAGAAAAGGCAGCAGCAGAUCCAGACCUGGUAGCUGAGAUUGCAAACGUAGUUCAAAAAAAGGAUCUUGGUCGGUCUGAUGUCAGAGAGGGUACCGAGCAGGAGGAGAGGGGCGAUGCUAUUCUUGUCAGAGACAGAAUUCACAAAUUCCACAGACUAGAAUCUACUUUGAGGCCUGCUGAGAGCAGAGAUUUCUCAUUACAGCAGCCUGGGAAAGGUACCUGGGAACCUGAGCACACAGGAGAUUUCCAUGUGGAGGAGGCACUGGACUGGCCUGGAGUAUACUUAUUACCAGGCCAGGUUUCUGGGGUGGCACUGGACCCUAAGAAUAACCUAGUGAUUUUCCACAGAGGUGACCAUGUUUGGGAUGGAAACUCUUUUGACAGCAAGUUUGUUUACCAGCAAAGAGGACUUGGGCCAAUUGAAGAUGACACCAUUCUGGUCAUAGAUCCAAGUAAUGCUGCCAUACUCCAGUCCAGUGGGAAGAAUCUGUUUUAUUUACCACAUGGCUUGAGCAUAGAUAAAGAUGGAAAUUACUGGGUCACAGACGUGGCUCUCCAUCAGGUGUUCAAACUGGACCCACACAGCAAAGCAGGCCCUCUCUUAAUACUGGGAAGGAGCAUGCAACCAGGCAGUGACCAAAAUCAUUUCUGCCAGCCAACUGAUGUGGCUGUGGAUCCCAGCACUGGAGCCAUCUAUGUGUCAGACGGUUACUGCAACAGUCGGAUUGUGCAGUUUUCACCAAGUGGAAAGUUCAUCACCCAGUGGGGAGAAGAAGUAUCUGGGAGCAGUCCUAAGCCAGGCCAGUUCAGUGUUCCUCACAGCUUGGCCCUUGUGCCUCAUUUGAACCAAUUGUGUGUGGCAGACAGGGAAAACGGUCGGAUCCAAUGUUUCAAAACUGACACCAAAGAAUUUGUAAGAGAGAUUAAACAUGCAUCAUUUGGAAGAAAUAUAUUUGCAAUUUCAUAUAUACCAGGCUUGCUCUUUGCAGUAAAUGGGAAGCCUUACUUUGGGGAUCAAGAACCUGUACAAGGAUUUGUGAUGAACUUUUCCAGUGGGGAAAUUAUAGGUGUCUUCAAGCCAGUACGCAAGCAUUUUGAUAUGCCUCACGAUAUUGUUGCAUCCGAAGAUGGGACUGUGUACAUUGGAGAUGCUCACACAAACACCGUGUGGAAGUUCACCUUGACGGAAAAAAUGGAACAUCGAUCAGUUAAAAAGGCUGGCAUUGAGGUCCAAGAAAUCAAAGCAAGGAACAUGACAGAGCAGUGGUCAGGAAGAUUAGGAAUCCCAUGUGCAUUCCCCUUGAAAAGUAAGACUUGGAAAGAAGCGGAGGCAGUUGUUGAAUCCAAAAUGGAGAACAAGCCCACCUCCUCAGAAUUGCAGAAGAUGCAAGAGAAACAGAAACUGAUCAAAGAGCCAGGCUCGGGAGUGCCCGUGGUUCUCAUUACAACCCUUCUGGUUAUUCCGGUGGUUGUCCUGCUGGCCAUUGCCAUAUUUAUUCGGUGGAAAAAAUCAAGGGCCUUUGGAGCAGAUUCUGAACACAAACUUGAGGCAAGUUCGGGAAGAGUACUGGGAAGAUUUAGAGGAAAAGGAAGUAGAGGAUUAAAUCUUGGAAAUUUCUUUGCAAGCCGUAAAGGCUACAGCAGAAAAGGGUUUGACCGCCUCAGCACAGAGGGAAGUGACCAAGAGAAAGAUGAAGAUGACGGAAGUGAAUCAGAAGAGGAGUAUUCAGCACCUCUGCCCACACCGGCACCUUCCUCCUGAACACCAGGCUUUGAUUAGGUUGAGGGAGAUUUACCAAGAAUGCCCAGAUUCCUUUCCCUUCAGCACGUUUAAAGUUCUGUGCAUUUAAUUGUAAACUGUACUAGUCUAUGUGGGACUGUACACCUCUCAUUUGUUUCAUUUUAGUUGCAUUGGUUUGUGUCUCUAGUUGAGGAGUUUCCUAAAGUUCAGAACAGUGCCAUUGUCCUUGUAUGAAAGUAGACUAGCGAAACUGUCCUCCUCUUCCUUCCAUCAUAGUACUGCUGACCGAAGGAUGGAAGGUUCGCUCAUUUCCAUUUUGAAACUUCCUUGUGGAUAUAAAUAGCCCCAUUCUCUGCUUGAACACAGUAUUUUCCCAAUAGCACUCCCUUUGCCAGUGUCUUUCUUUGGUGCCUUUCCUGUUCAGCAUUCUCAGCCUGUGGCAGUAAAGAGAAACUUUGUGCUACAUGACGACAAAGCUGCUAAAUCUCCUUCUAUUUUUUUAAAAUCACUAACAUUAUAUUGCAAUGAGAGAAAGAAAAAGGGUCUCUAUUUAAAUUCUUUUUUUAAAUUUUCUCUUCAUUUGGUGUGUUUCUGGGAUGUCUUAUUUUUAGAUGGUUACACUGCUAGAACACUAUUUUCGGAAUCUGAAUGUAAUUUGUGUAAUAAAGUGUUUUCAGAGCAUUA
This is a messenger RNA of Nannospalax galili (Upper Galilee mountains blind mole rat), 4120 nucleotides long. RefSeq names its product peptidylglycine alpha-amidating monooxygenase (gene Pam). Gene Ontology annotation, biological process: peptide metabolic process. The transcript has 27 exons. Gene Ontology annotation, molecular function: copper ion binding; peptidylglycine monooxygenase activity; protein binding. The record is from RefSeq and is a predicted model, not a curated record. Gene Ontology annotation, cellular component: extracellular region; membrane. Bases 455 to 3457 code for a protein of 1000 amino acids. Lineage: Eukaryota; Metazoa; Chordata; Mammalia; Rodentia; Spalacidae.